Zootoca vivipara (common lizard) is the source of this 11002-nucleotide messenger RNA. It is a transcript of the gene RPS6KA3, whose product is annotated as ribosomal protein S6 kinase A3. Lineage: Eukaryota; Metazoa; Chordata; Lepidosauria; Squamata; Lacertidae. The record is from RefSeq and is a predicted model, not a curated record. Gene Ontology annotation, biological process: intracellular signal transduction; protein phosphorylation. Gene Ontology annotation, molecular function: protein serine/threonine kinase activity; ATP binding; magnesium ion binding.
CCUCGGGGAUGACGCUACCAGGCCUCGGCUUGACAGGCAGGUACGGCUUGGGGGCCGCCAUAUUGGGAGCGGAAGCGGAGUGAGUAGCGGCGGCGGCGGUAGUAGUAGCAGAAGCCCUGCUGGACGUCGGGAGGUUGGCUUUGCCCAGCAGCGGUUUCUUCCGAGCCGAGUUCUCUCCCUCCUCGCCCGCGCGUGGGCAGCUCUGCCUCGUCCUCCGCCCCCAGUGCAGGGGUUGGGAGCGCAAGUGUACCGGCAGUGCCCUCCCCUUGGCCAGGAGGAGGAGGAGGAAUCCUGACCCGGAGCCUGAGCAAGACACUGUGGGGCAGCGGCUGCGGCGGCGGCUCCAGGUGGGGGGAGCUCGGAAGUUAAAGCGGGAAGAUGCCGUUAGCGCAGCUGGCGGACCCCUGGCAGAAAAUGGCUGUGGAGAGCGCGGCGGAGAGCAGCAGCAGCAGCAGCGCCGAGAAUGGCCAACAAAUCAUGGAUGAACCUAUGGGAGAAGAAGAGAUAAAUCCGCAAUCAGAAGAAGGCAAUAUUAAAGAGAUUGCAAUAACAUAUCACGUCAAGGAAGGACAUGAAAAAGCAGACCCUUCACAAUUUGAACUCCUUAAAGUGCUAGGACAGGGGUCUUUUGGAAAGGUAUUCCUUGUAAAAAAAAUCUCAGGAUCGGAUGCAAGACAGCUGUAUGCAAUGAAGGUGCUAAAAAAAGCAACACUCAAGGUUCGUGAUCGUGUUCGGACAAAAAUGGAGCGUGACAUUUUAGUAGAGGUUAAUCAUCCCUUUAUUGUCAAGUUGCAUUACGCUUUUCAAACAGAAGGGAAGCUAUACCUUAUUUUAGACUUUCUCAGAGGAGGAGACUUGUUUACACGGUUAUCCAAAGAGGUGAUGUUCACAGAAGAGGACGUCAAAUUCUACCUGGCUGAAUUAGCACUUGCUUUAGAUCAUCUGCAUAGUCUUGGAAUAAUAUACAGAGAUCUAAAACCAGAAAACAUAUUACUUGAUGAAGAAGGACAUAUUAAAUUGACAGAUUUUGGUUUAAGCAAGGAGUCUAUUGAUCAUGAGAAAAAAGCGUAUUCCUUCUGUGGAACAGUAGAAUAUAUGGCCCCAGAAGUGGUUAAUCGGCGGGGGCAUACACAGAGUGCAGACUGGUGGUCUUUUGGAGUGUUAAUGUUUGAAAUGCUCACUGGUACUCUACCUUUCCAAGGGAAAGACAGAAAAGAAACCAUGACACUGAUUCUCAAAGCCAAACUUGGAAUGCCUCAGUUUUUAAGUCCAGAAGCUCAGAGUCUUCUCCGAAUGCUUUUCAAGAGAAACCCUGCAAACAGAUUAGGAGCAGGUCCUGAUGGAGUUGAGGAAAUUAAGAGGCAUCCAUUUUUCUCCACAAUAGACUGGAAUAAAUUGUACAGAAGAGAAAUUAAUCCACCAUUUAAACCAGCAACUGGUAGACCUGAAGACACAUUUUAUUUUGACCCCGAAUUUACAGCAAAAACUCCAAAAGAUUCACCUGGUAUUCCACCUAGUGCUAAUGCUCACCAACUUUUUCGGGGCUUCAGUUUUGUAGCUAUUGCAACCGAUGAUGAAAGUCAAGCAAUGCAGACAUCUGUUGGGCACUCGAUUGUUCAGCAGUUACACAGGAACAGUAUUCAGUUUACUGAUGGAUAUGAAGUGAAACAAGAUAUAGGAGUUGGCUCCUAUUCGGUGUGCAAGAGAUGUAUACAUAAAGCAACAAAUAUGGAAUAUGCAGUAAAGAUAAUAGACAAGAGUAAAAGAGAUCCCACAGAGGAAAUAGAAAUCCUGCUACGAUACGGACAGCAUCCAAAUAUUAUUACUCUCAAAGAUGUGUACGAUGAUGGGAAAUGUGUGUACCUGGUAACAGAACUUAUGAAAGGAGGAGAGCUGUUGGACAAAAUCCUUAGGCAAAAAUUUUUUUCAGAAAGAGAAGCCAGUGCUGUUCUACUGACAAUAACAAAAACUGUUGAAUAUCUUCAUGCACAAGGAGUUGUACACAGAGACUUGAAACCUAGCAACAUCCUUUAUGUUGAUGAAUCUGGCAAUCCAGAAUCUAUUCGAAUUUGUGACUUUGGUUUUGCAAAGCAGCUGAGAGCAGAAAAUGGCCUUCUAAUGACUCCUUGUUACACAGCAAAUUUUGUUGCUCCUGAGGUUUUAAAAAGGCAAGGCUAUGAUGCUGCAUGUGACAUAUGGAGCCUUGGUGUUCUGCUUUAUACAAUGCUGACUGGCUACACUCCAUUUGCAAAUGGUCCUGAUGAUACUCCAGAAGAAAUUUUGGCACGAAUAGGCAGUGGAAAGUUCUCUCUCAGUGGUGGAUACUGGAAUUCUGUUUCAGAUACAGCAAAGGACUUGGUUUCGAAAAUGCUUCAUGUUGACCCUCAUCAGAGGUUGACUGCUGCCCAGGUCUUGAGACAUCCAUGGAUUGUCCACUGUGACCAGUUGCCUCAGUUCCAGCUAAACAGGCAAGAUGCUCCACAUCUUGUGAAGGGUGCCAUGGCUGCUACAUACUCAGCGUUGAACCGCAAUCAGUCGCCAGUUUUAGAGCCAGUGGGCCGUUCUACCCUUGCUCAACGAAGAGGAGUCAAAAAAAUUACCUCAACUGCCCUGUGAAGUGACCUUAGUUGAAAAAUGUGGUACCAUAAUACGAUGAUAGCACAAAUCAUGGCAACAGGUAGCACAUAUCCAAGAUACCUGCAAGCACACUGUUCCAGCUGGUACCUAUUAUGCUGCUGCUCCUGCUUUCAUCUGUUCUUGCUUUAAACUAUCAGUGGCAAAAUAUUGCCCUUCAGAUGGAAUAUAAAGUGGAAUCAAUGGGAAAUGAACUAUUCAUGGAGAUAGUAGAAUUCCAUACACCCAUCACAUCAAAUACACUGAAUGAAGCACUCUCUCCCCAUAUAGCAUUAUUUUUAUAGGGAAUAUUUUUACUUUAAAAUAUUCUUCGUUACAUGUAUGGAUGGACAGUUUAUGUUAAGCACUUAGCUUAAACAGUAUGUUUAUAUUAGCACUGUAUUAUUUGUGCCAUCCAACAUUUUAUAUGUUUUUUGUAAACUUUUCAUAAGCAGUACAUUUCUGUACUGUUUCCUUUUACAUGCCUUCUAUUUAGACUAAUUAAAUUUGACAAUUAUGUUUGAUUAAAUGGUUAAUCAACAUGGUUAACAUCUCUAAAGCAGCUUGACUGUUAAACAGCUAUUGAAUGUAAUUCUGUGAAUGUGUUUUGUGUAUGUCUCUCCGCAGACAUAUGGUUAGAAGUCAUGGGAAUCCAGAGCUGUUGAUGGCACAUUAGGUUUCUCACCAUCAGAGAUGUGGAAUUGAAUCUGUACUGACAUGAAAAAGCAACUAUGUAUCUCUAGUGUGCAUGUCCUUUUUGUGGACAUCAGACGCCAUGGCAAAAUAGUUUAACCAGUUUUGUUGUGUUUAGUUGUAAUUGGUCAUCUAAAACCCAAAACUUUGCUGCUUCAAGAGUAGGGAUAAAUCUUCCACAGAGCUAAACUGAAAUAGGGUGGGAAAUGUAACAUUUAAAGCUAAAGCAGUGCAUUAUAUAUUAAAGAGCAUGCCAGAAAAAUAUAAAAGGGGGGGGAUCAGGAAAUUGUACUUAGGAGGUUGGCUGAACUUGGGCUAUUUUCAGCUUGCAAUCCAAAGCAGAAUGGCAUUUGAGUUGAAUGGGGAUGUGCCCAGUGUCUUCAACCUUUCCUAGUGGCUCUGCUAUUAGCAUUGGACUUUUGGUCAUUGCUAGUCAAUCAGCUGGCCAGCUGAGGCUACAAUCCUAACCACACACAACUAAUGACUAAGCCUGCAGUGGGGCCUGGACUUUGUUUUUAUUAUUUUAAUGAGAAAGUGGGGAAAGGUCUGUGUUCCCAGCUUGUUUGAAUUGUCUUUGAGUACUUGUUUUCUGGGAAAUAUUGAAGUUGUAUUUACUAAAAAAAAUCGAUAUGUUGAAGUACAGCAUAAUUUUGACGGAUCAUCCCAGAGUUCUGCCAAAGAUUUUUUUUAUUUAAUAGUAAUGUUUCUGAGUUUUGACAACAAUUUAGUCCUAAUUCAGUGUGCUAAACAAAAUAGCAGCAAGAUAGGCAGUGAGUAGUAGUUUUCUUGGGUCUUACAAAUGCUUACCUUUUCUAAGGUCACUCAGCCCCAUAUAGUAUUUUAGUCUUCCUCUUGUAGUAACUUCUAGUGCUUUGCAUCAUGCCUUGCCUUACAAACUCAUGCAAUUCCUUUCGUUUUGUUGUUUCAGGUUAUUUUAUUUUUUAUUUAUAAAUAGCAUUUCAAAAGCAUGCUUUUUCUUUCCUUCCACAUCAGACUAGUCUGCAAAUCAAGCCUGUGCUUAGAAGUUGCUAAUCUAACCACCCAGAGGCCUUUAAUUUACUAUCUUUUUAUUUGUUGUGUUUUGAAAUCCAGUUUUCUUCUGUUACUUUUAAAUAAUUAGACAAGUUGCCAGCAAUCUUCCUUGGAGCAACAAAUCAAAAAUUGCUCAUCCCCUCUGUCCUCAAUCUCAUAGUUAAAGAGACAAUUGUUACUCAAUGACAUUUCAUAUAGAUGUGGUAGUACUAAAAUAUCUGGGCAGUUAACAUCCCUUAUUCUUCAUUCAUGUGAUUUGGAGUGUUCUGUGCAAAGAAUGAGCCAGCUACCUUUUCCAGUUGGGUUUCCUGAAUAUUGUCUCUGAAGUAUUGAUCCAAUAUUGUGGAUUCAGAGUAUCAGCAUAGGAAGUGGUGCUGGGGGGGCUGCAGGGGGAAUUGGCAGAAAUCUCCCUCUCCUCCUGUGGAAGCCUCUGCUGUUUCUCAGACCCCUUUUUAGUGGAAAGGUGGAAAGGCAAUACCUAGACCCAAACAUCUUAUGCUUCUUUUACUCUAUUUUUAAUCAGAUAUUUUCAAUAGGCUGCUGUCUUAGCUCUGUGGUCCUGCGUGUAUUUCAUUCUUAACUAGACUGGUCCUCAACUACUAGUUGAUCAGCACAAUAAUACCUCUGAAGCACUUAUGACACAAUUCAUAAACACAAUUCAUAAACAGACAUUCCAUUUGUGUCUCUUGACUUUUGAAGAGACUAGCUAAAAAAACUCAGCAUUUUUUUAAAAAUUCCCCCAGUUUCCCACAAAUAACUUAAAUCAACCCAAAGGAAGGAAGCAUAUUAUUUCCAUGGUCAAGUUUAUUCAGUCUUGUCAUAGAUGGGCUAGCUUAAGUUGUAACAUAGCUAUCAUAUCUUAAAUUUGAUAAGGAUGCUAAAAUGCUUGCAGCUAUUGGCUAAAAUCCAGUAUUUUGGCAAAUCAUUUAAAAAUAAUUCAAUAGCAAUGUAAUAGAUAUCAAUAAUGGUAUAGGGCCUUGGUCUCAUUGCCAUUAACAAACAGUUGCCUUGGGAAACUGAACUGAUUUCUUGGAAUAACUUGGGCUUUCUACCUGUGAUCUCAAAUUAGUUAACACAUUUCACGAACCUGUAGGAAACUGUUCUAGUCUUGUGCAAAGGAAGACCUCUUUCAGGGAUUGCUUUGUCAUUGAGGGGUUUUUUUUCUCAGAGCUUUAAAGAUGCUCGUCUUUUUGCACUUGCGUUAGAUCUAUUCAUAACAGUCGUCAUUCUGCUUUGGUAGCUUUGCUCUUGAGAAAGAGGCGUGUCUUAAUUUAAAUCAUUCCCUUUAUGUUAUGUUUACAAAAUAACUUUGCACAGUUGGAUUCAAGUAUAUCCAGUCUUGCAUCGUUCGCUUGGGCUUUGCGACAUCCAGCUUCUCAUCUGGGGCCACUCAUGCUGCAACCCCACUUACUAGAUAGUAAGCCCUGAUCAACACAAUAGGUUUUAUUUCUGAGUAAAUAUGCAACAGAAUUGCACUGUAAAUCUUAAAAUGUUACUCUUGAGUAAAAACUCACCUGACCCUAGAAAAAUGUGAACUACUUUAGGCUAGUGUUCGUUACUAUGUCUCCCUAGAAUGAAAUUCAGUUGUUCAUCUAAGCAUCGCUGCUCCAGCAGAACUUUUCCACUAAUGAAGGAAGAAGAAUGGGGAUUAUUUGUUGAUUUUCCCGCUCCUCCUCCUCUCCAGAACUAAUUUUCAGGGGCACUGAGGGCCAUAGGCAGGAGGGGGAGUCCAGAAAAAGACCUCCCCUCUUCCUCUGUUAGCAGGUGCCACCUGCCGGAUCACAGUCCUUGCGCUUGUGUAGGGGCAGCAAUUAGUUAGUCCCUAGUUACUAACUUACACCCUUUUUCUUAUACAAGCACUCCUUCCUCUACCUAAACUCUGCUUUAUAACAAGUUAGCUAACUGGACAACACCUACAGCAAUAACGUUGGCUUGUUUCAGACAAGACACAUCCAUAUCCAAAUACAGUAUUUUUUUACUGUCUAUAUACAGAGCCUAGGGCUUGCCAUUCAGAAGGUCAGCGGUUCGAAUCCCUGUGACGGUGUGAGCUCCCGUUGCUCAGUCCCAGCUCCUGCCAACCUAGCAGUUUGAAAGCACGUUGAAAGUGCAAGUAGAUAAAUAGGCACUGUUCCGGUGGGAAGGUAAACAGUGUUUCCGUGUGCUGCUCUGGUUUGCCAGAAGCAGCUUAGUCAUGCUGGCCCCAUGACCCGGGAAAAUUGUCUGCGGACAAACGCCAGCUCCCUCGGUCAGUAAAGUAAGAUGAGCGCUGCAGCCCCAGAGUCGUUCACAACUGGACUUAACUGUCAGGGGUACCUUUACCUUUUAAUGCAUUAAUAUGGGAAUGGAAAAUGGUUUCUGUGUUGCACUGACUGUCUCAUACCCACAGGAGAAUCAGAAUCCUCCAAAAAAAGAUGUAUAGGUGCACAUGAUUCGGAAGAUAAGUUGUACUGCUUCAAUUUUGGCUUUUUUUGAAUACUUCAGGCAGUGAUCAGGGAGGCUCAUUUUCAUUUUCUGUAAAAAACGUCUCUCAGCUAACGGAAACAUAUUUAAAUUUAAGAAACCAUUGAUUUGGUUGGCCUUAUUUUACACAUGGAUAUGCUCACCCAAGCUCAGUUAUAUGCUAGAAACUAUUUAACAACAAGUAAUUUUACAGUUCCUCUAGUGAUCACAAACCUCUUCCCUUCAGCGCUAUUGGUAGACUGAUUUCUUAAAGGUUUUAAACCAAAGUAUAAUAUUUGCAACUACUGUAAAAUAUAACUGCAAAAUCAUGUUACUUUUUAUAUCUGAGAGGAACCACCAGUCUACUGCUGUUGCUUCCUGUCUGUGGCUUAAAAUAUUGGUAUCAACAAUGCAGUUAUCACUGAAGCUCCCCAAAUAUUCAAGAAAUCAUGCCCUUACUAAAUUUGAUUGAAUUGUCAAACUAGUUGCUUUAAAAUGGCAAAAGGCAAACUCAUUUAGAGUGUUUAGGACUGUUGACUUACCCAAGAUUUUUGGAGUGUAAGUUUGAAAAAAAUAAUUCACAAUAAAAUAGCCCAACUCAGUCCUUUAAUCCUUUCACUGAUGAUCACCUGCAUAGCUCAGUUGGUUAGAACAUGGUGCUGAAAAACCCUUUCACUGGUCUUCACUUGCUCACAUUUUCCCUUCCACAAAGUUAAUAUUCCCUGUGUAUUCAUAACUGUGGUAAGAGAAAUAAAUAUGCCUACUUAGAUUCAGCAUUGGCACCCUUGAAACCACUUUAAAAUGUCAGGACCCUUAAGACACUCAUAUGAAUGUAAAGAAGUUACAUUUUCAUUACUCUCAAUAUAUAAACUGGAUAUUCUGAAUUUAUUGCUACCUGAUAGAGAGGUGGCAAGAACCUGUCAGCUUAAUUUAUAUCUCUGGUAAUAUGAAGCAGCUUUCCAAGGCCCAACAAGCCACCCUGACAAGAUGUCAAACCGCAGGAUUUUCCUCAAAUAAGCACUAUACUGGUUUUAUGACAUCUCAAAAGUACUCUUUACUGUAUUUUCUUUUCCUUACAAGGUAUGAUAUGGAAAGAAAGAAAGGGCUUGAGAACUGCAGUUGGGUGUCCAGCAAAACAAAAUAAAUUAGUAGUUAUGUUCUCAAUAUCCGAGCAGGAGAAAACUGAGAUUUCCUACAAUAGUUCUUGUUAGAUUAGCUGUCAAGACCAAGCAAGCAAAGUAUUUAAAAUUGAUUUUUAAAUACAGAAUCAGGGCAUAAGGAAAUAAUUGUAUGUAGUUUUGUUGUAGUAAAUGUAGUAGAUGAACUGAAGCAUUGCUUUUCUGGUAAUGGAAAGGAAGGUUUUGUUCAGAGGCAUGUGAAUCCUAGGUAAGCAGUAAUGAAUGGCUUUUAACUCAUGAAAGUGAUGUAUAUGAUUAGCUUUAUCUUUAUACUUCUGACCUAGGGAAAGUGCACUCAUGAGGGAUGUAAUUAUUUUAACAGUUUUAGUGAAGGGAGGGGGAAUCUACUUAAGAGAUUUUUUUUAAUAUCAGAAAAUAUUUUUCUACAGUUAUGUACAAUCAUUCUUUAUAUUGACUUCUUCAGCAUGGCAUGCAAGUCUAAGGUACAACAAAAGGACCUGGCUGUAUUGUACCUUUAGAGAGUAGAAAAUUAAAAUAGCAUCUGUUGGAUGCUUUUGUUAGCAUCAUGGAACUGAAGUGCUGAUAAGGAGACUAAAGGACUGAUAACUUCUGAUGGUUUUAUGGAGAGCUAUGUAUGUUUUAAAAAAAUACUGUAUAUGUGUAAUCGGAAAUGUUCCAGAUAUAACCACAGAUGAGCCUUGAAAGAUACAAUUGCUUGUAUCCUUGUCAAAGGGCAGGUUUUGUAGUCUUCAAAAGAAAUUGAAUUUAUACAGCAAAUAAACUUUCAAAGAUAUAUUAAUGUGUGAGUUUCAAGUAAUCUGCCACUUCUCUCAUUACAAAACAAGUAUUAUUCAUUAGUUGCGUGAUUCUUAGCUUGUUCACAUUAUGUUGUAUGGAAUAGAGUCUCCUCCCUGCUCUCAAGCCUACUGUGCAUGCCUGAAUAAGUAGGAGAGGUGCCCACAAAGAAUAGUUGGCAAACAUGCCAAACUAACGCUUUUAGACUUCUGUAGUAAAUUAAUAAUUUCAAGAGCAGGCAGAUGCUGUGUUACAGACUUGCAUGGCCUUCACGUCCAAAGUCCAGCAUAACCCGGUUUCUUCCAGCCACCUUCAGAAACUACUUAUGAUUAUGCUCGCCUCUGGAGCAGGCCUCUUCCUGCACCAAAGCUUUGUGUAACCAAUGAGAAACUCCCUACUGCAGCUAAUCCCAGUGGAACUUGGUUGGACUGUCAGGGAGACCCACUUGCAAAGGAGCAAUUAGGAAAUUUAGGGAAGAUCCAGCUCAUGGGCCCUACUGCCAAAUGAAAACAUGGAGGGAAAAUAAAAUUCUAUGAGCAAAUGGGAGAUCCAUUCAUCUGAUCAGCAAGUAUAAAUGAUCUUGAACCACCUAAAGAUUCACAGGGUUUUCAUUUGCUGGUAAGUUUUAUAUAUUUUUGUCUUCCAAAAUGCCAGUUUUUAAGAAGUCAAAUAUUUUACUUCAUUGGUAUGAAAUCUCCCAUCCAACCUCCCUCCCUGUGCUGCAUAUUCUGGCAUGGAACAUACCAAGAAAAAAAAUAAACACCACACAAUUCAAUUGUUGAUAAGUAUAUUCAUAGCUGUGUGGAGUCCCAUCCACAGGGAAACGGGGGUGGGGUGGUGGUGCCGCUACAUAUUGUUAACAGUGGUGUGCUAAAUUAGGCCUCUACAGUGACACUGGAUUUCUGAUGCCCUUGCCUUGACAAACCAGUCGACUGCUGAUCUCUCUUUGCUGCUGCAAACUGAUGAAGCUAUAAUCUAGAACUGUGACUUUCAAAUUCUGAGCUAGAGAACAGGAGUUCUUCGAAUAAGAUCUUCAAUAAGAUAAUAGUGGAUAAGUUUCCGUGAAAUGCAGUUUGCCAGGCCAUAGCAAUCUGCCUCUGUGAUCUGCAACUACAGUGGUACCUCGGUUUAACUACACAAUUGGUUCCGGAAGUCUGUUCAUAAACUGAAGCGUUCAUAAACUGAAGUGAACUUUCCCAUUGAAAGUAAUGGAAAGUGGAUUAAUCCGUUUCAGAUGGGUCCGCAGAGUAAUCAACCUGAAGCGUACUUAACCCAAAGCAUGGGUGUAAUUGGUUCCGGAAGUCUGUUCAUAAACUGAAGCGUUCAUAAACUGAAGCGAACUUUCCCAUUGAAAGUAAUGGAAUGUGAAUUAAUCCGUUCCAGAUGGGUCCGCGGCGUUCAUAAACUGAAAAUUCGUAAACCGAGGUGUUCAUAAACCUAGGUUCCACUGUACAGGAUAAGAGUUCAGUAUAUUCUAUUUAGAGCAGGGGAAGUUAAUGUAGUGCCUCCAGAUGUUGCUAGAGUAGAAGAAACACCACGGUACACCUGCAUCAGCACAACUGGACUCCUUCAUUUGCCCCAUCUACAACAAAAACAUGUCUUCUCUGUAUUGGUCUCUACAGCCACAAUAGGUGCUCACAAUGGUUCGACUUUAUCCCUGAAGGCUCACACUUCCAUUGUCUCCAGGAUGCCAACCAGAAUUCUCAUCUUUCCUGACAUUUUGCCAUGUUGGCUGGGGAUGAUGGGAACUGGAGCCCAACGAUAUGUGAAAGGUCACAGGGAUCUCACCUCUGAUGUAGACUAUGUUCUCAGUUGUAUAUUGGACCUAGUCAUUGCCCUAUAGACCAAGUACUGUGUACAGAAUGGCUUUAGAAAAGUUCCCUAAAUCUUUUCUUAUACACAAGAUUCAUUGGACAAGAUAAAAGUCUCUAAAAUAUAACUUCUUUUUUAAGGUCUGAUGAAAACCCCCACAGUCUAUAAACAUUUGUCCAACAAAUCAGCUGGACAAGAGUAAUUGAAUUUGAAAAUGACUGAGCUAGGCUGUCAGAGCUACGUUUAUUUUUCUCACUGUCCACAAAUUAGCAUUAUAUCUAAAAGAAAGGUCAAAAUCAAGAGUUGGGACAAUACAUCUAUUAGGAUCAAUCAAGUUAAAAAAUAAGAGCAAGCUUUCUUCAGAACACUCCCAAUUGUCAGGCAAAGGGGGGGGGGGAGAGAAGAAAAGCUGCCCUGAGAUUGAAGAAAUAUAAUCUGCAUUUAACAGAGCACAGAAGAUAGAGUUAGUGUAAGUAGAU